AUGAACAAUGCGUUUCACCCCAAACCUCUUCCUGUAGAGAUUGCGUUGGCAGUCAUCAUCGAUAGGAAACCCAGCUGUCCACAUAUAAUUGAAAUGCUGGACUGGCAGGACGACCCAGACUACUACUUAAUAGUCAUGGAGCGCCCCGUGCCAAGCAUGGAUAUGGCAAAACUUUUGAAAUGCAGCGGAGGUCGCCUCAAAGAGCAGAUAGCACAGUACAUCAUGUGGCAAGUCAUUUAUGCCGCUAACUUUUGCUGCAAUCGUGGCGUUUUCCAUCGUGACAUCAAGCUGGAAAAUGUGCUUGUGAACCUGACAACUUUGGAGAUCAAAUUGAUUGACUUUGGGUGUGGGAACCUCGUGAAGGAUUCAGGCUACAGCACCUGCUAUGGUACAAAACCAUACAUCCCUCCAGAAUAUCAUGACAGAGGCAGAUAUCACGCAAAGCCCGCAACAGUGUAUUCAUUAGGGGUGCUCCUGUUUACAAUGCUGCAUGGGCGUUUUCCAAAAGAUAGAGACUUGUACUGCUUGGGCAGCAACCAGUCUGUAUUUGCAGUGUCACAAGAGUGCAUCCAAUUUUUAUGGGCUUGUCUGCAGUGUUAUCCAGAGCACAGGAUUGCCCUGGAGCAGAUGAUUUACCAUGACUGGUUUGUGUUGGGUUUUCCCAAUGCCCUGCCAAUUAACAGGAAAGCAUCUAAACAGCAUUCACGUUAUCGAUGAGGAGUACAGUAUGUUCAUACUGUCAGUGUUGUUUCUGGCAAGAUGACAUGAGUGGCCUUUCCAUGCCUCGGCUGAGGCCUUAUUACUAGAAAAAUCAUGUAUUUAGAGAUGCAUGUAUAUUUUUUAAAGUAGUUUUAUACUUUUUCUAUUUAAAAUAUUUAUUUUAACAUGCCUUCACAUAGGCGUUAUGUGUAAAAUGGUUAAAUAUGUUAGGGAUCCUAAAAUGUUGUUUUAACAAAAAUAAAGUAUAUUGAAUAUAUUGUA
This is a messenger RNA of Carassius auratus (goldfish), 981 nucleotides long. RefSeq names its product serine/threonine-protein kinase pim-3-like. The coding region runs from base 1 to 717 and encodes 238 amino acids. Gene Ontology annotation, molecular function: protein serine/threonine kinase activity; ATP binding. NCBI's taxonomy places the organism in Eukaryota, Metazoa, Chordata, Actinopteri, Cypriniformes, Cyprinidae. Gene Ontology annotation, biological process: negative regulation of apoptotic process; protein autophosphorylation; regulation of mitotic cell cycle. Gene Ontology annotation, cellular component: cytoplasm. The transcript has 4 exons. The record is from RefSeq and is a predicted model, not a curated record.